Messenger RNA from Cucurbita maxima (winter squash), 1159 nucleotides. Its product is annotated as ras-related protein Rab11D. The transcript is spliced from 3 exons. Gene Ontology annotation, molecular function: GTPase activity; GTP binding. Gene Ontology annotation, cellular component: endosome. NCBI's taxonomy places the organism in Eukaryota, Viridiplantae, Streptophyta, Magnoliopsida, Cucurbitales, Cucurbitaceae. The record is from RefSeq and is a predicted model, not a curated record. The coding region runs from base 460 to 1116 and encodes 218 amino acids.
UUCUCCCUUUUUAUUGCAGCCCACCACAGCUUUGCUUCAGCUCCUUUCCGAUGUGGGAAUGCUUAGCUGCACGCUAAGCCACUUUCCACACUUCAAAGCGAGUCAAAAUUAAUCAACCAUCGUGAAAUUUCAAAUCGAGAAACAAAAUCUGGUUGAAAUUCGUACUUUCUUGCUUGUUCUUGAUGUACAGUACAAAAUUCAAAUUCACUGUUCUAUGCCUAUGACCCUUUACUUUUCCAUAGCUCCGGAGCAAAGGCCUCCACUAAGACGAAGAUAUUAGUUUACUCUUUUUUUUUUUUUUUUUUUUUUUUUAUANUUUUUUUUUUUUUUUUUUUUUUUUUUUUUUUUUUUUUUUUUUUUUGUAUAUAUACAUUGAUAUAUAUAUAUACGCACCCGCUUACUUUUAGCUUUUCUUCUUCUGGGAAUUCUGAUUUUUCUUCGACUUAGACGAAGAGUAUUAUGGCGGGUUAUAAAGGUCAGGAUGAAUAUGAUUAUCUGUUUAAGCUGGUUUUGAUUGGUGAUUCAGGGGUGGGAAAAUCAAACCUGCUCUCGAGGUUUACGAAGAACCAAUUUAAUUUAGAAUCGAAGUCGACGAUUGGGGUUGAGUUUGCUACCAAGAAUUUGGAGAUCGAUGGGAAGGUAAUCAAGGCUCAGAUUUGGGAUACUGCUGGACAAGAAAGGUACCGAGCGAUAACUAGUGCUUACUACCGAGGAGCCGUAGGUGCUUUGCUUGUGUACGAUGUCACCCGACGACCAACAUUCGAGAAUGCUGCAAGAUGGUUAAAGGAAUUGAGGAAUCACACAGACCCAAACAUGGUAGUGAUGCUCAUUGGCAACAAAUGCGAUUUACGACACCUCGUUCUCGUUCCAACAGAAGAUGGAAAAUCAUUUUCUGAGAUGGAGUCUUUGUACUUCAUGGAGACCUCUGCACUGGAUGCAACGAACGUCGAGAGUGCUUUCACGGAGGUGCUCUCUCAAAUAUAUCGCAUCGUGUGCAAGAGAUCAGUCGAGGCAGGCGACAGCGCAAGCGGUUCAACCCUUCCAUCGAAAGGCCAAACAAUAGAUGUCAAGGACGACUCGUCGGUUCUGAAGAGGAUUGGAUGUUGCUCCAGCUAAGUUAAAAGCUUCAAACAUUUACACAGAAAUACAACUUUAUAAA